This is a messenger RNA of Asparagus officinalis (garden asparagus), 708 nucleotides long. RefSeq lists its product as uncharacterized. NCBI's taxonomy places the organism in Eukaryota, Viridiplantae, Streptophyta, Magnoliopsida, Asparagales, Asparagaceae. The record is from RefSeq and is a predicted model, not a curated record. The transcript has 2 exons. The coding region runs from base 1 to 708 and encodes 235 amino acids.
AUGGAGUUUUGGAAACAUAUAAGUUUUUACAAGUAUUUUGAGAACAAAAACUGGACAGAAUAUUUUUAUUCUGGCAAGAGAUUUUUAUCUCAUUUCUGGAAGAAUUUUUUUACUAAUGUUGAAAGUUUCUUGUGCAGUACUUGUGUUAAAGUGGAGAAUGGAAAUCAAACUCUGUUUUGGUUUGAUAAAUGGUCAAGUACAAAUACUCUGGCUUCUUUGUUUCCUGCGCUUUUUCAUAUUGCAGAGUUUCCUUAUGCUUCUAUUAGCAGUUUGAGGAAAAAAAUUAAUAAUGAGUGGGUUUGGGAUAUCAAGUUUCAAAGACAACUGACUGGAAAUUUGGUUUUUCAAUAUUUUGAUAUGUUGAAGAGUAUUAUGUCUGUUAACUUUCUUCACAGGGAGGAUAAAAGAAUGUGGAUCUGGGAAGCAAAAGGCAAGUUCACUGUUAAAUCAUAUUAUCAUUUUCUUACUGAUGGAGGAUUAAGGUAUGCAUAUAUCAAUCUUUGGAAACUCCCUGUUCCUUUAAAAGUGAAGUUUUUGGUUUGGUUGGCUUUAAGAAGUGGUUUAAACACAAAAAAGAAUUUGGAGAAGAAAGGAUCACAAAUUUCUGAUUGUGCAGCUAGAUUACAAGAGAGGAGGAGAAAGAAGGCUGCUGCAAAUGCUGAGAGGGUUUCGGUUCCUGUGGUGGGGGUGAUAGACUUGCUGGAAUGA